Molecule: messenger RNA, 390 nt
Organism: Paraglomus brasilianum
Lineage: Eukaryota; Fungi; Glomeromycota; Glomeromycetes; Paraglomerales; Paraglomeraceae
Source: the annotation of a GenBank genome assembly
AUGGAUGAUAACAAGGAAAUCCGAUUUAAAUAUCAUUCUGCUUUGGGUCCACUAGUUUUUGUUGUCGAUACACUUGAAAAUCCACAGAAUUUCCCCCAAAAACUUGUCGUUAAGUUUACACAACGGUACCCUGUUUCUCUCCACCAACAUUGCGCAAAACUAUAUAUCGCUCCUGAGAUUUAUGGACAUACGCGUUACCUGGCAAUUGCAUCUUUGCCGACUGUUCGUUUUGUUGACUGGGACUGGGCUGGUGAGCAUGGGCAAGUCAAAUAUCCCAUAUCAAUUAAUCCUGCCAUCAUUCGUCAUGAUAGUGCUCGGGCUCUAGGACCAAUUCUAAAGGAACACGACCAAUUUAUGGUCUCACAAUUAGGCUUUAAAGCCAAUAUUUAG